Colossoma macropomum (tambaqui) is the source of this 6251-nucleotide messenger RNA. RefSeq names its product protein tyrosine phosphatase non-receptor type 4b (gene ptpn4b). Gene Ontology annotation, molecular function: cytoskeletal protein binding; protein tyrosine phosphatase activity. The record is from RefSeq and is a predicted model, not a curated record. Gene Ontology annotation, biological process: protein dephosphorylation. Gene Ontology annotation, cellular component: cytoskeleton; cytoplasm; cytoplasmic side of plasma membrane. The transcript is spliced from 27 exons. Bases 240 to 3047 code for a protein of 935 amino acids. Lineage: Eukaryota; Metazoa; Chordata; Actinopteri; Characiformes; Serrasalmidae.
ACGUCUCUUCUUCCUCCUCUGGUGGGGGGACCCGUCAUCAUCACCGUGAGGAGGAAGGGCCCCCGCCGGCCCUGUAAUACGACGGCCAUGUCUCGGGUUUGCAGCGCGUGAGCGAGCGCCAGCGCGUCCCUCCGCCUUCCCUCGUUCCUUCCACCUCCACCACCAUCAUCUCCAUCCUCCUGCUCCUCCAUCCUCUGGACUCUCUCGGACGUGUAUAUGACGACGGUGUGGGGACAGUAAUGACAGCACGCUUCCGGUUGCCUCCUGGCAGAAGCUCCGAUGUGGGAGAGUCCGAAGUGGCCCGAGACAGACAGAGCGCGCAGGUGGUGUGUAACGUUUUGCUGCUGGACAACACAGUGCAAGCCUUCAGAGUUAAUAAGCAGGAUCAGGGUCAGAUCUUGCUGGACAUAGUCUUUGAACAUCUGCAGCUGACAGAGCGAGACUAUUUUGGACUUCAGCUUGCUGACGACUCCUCGGACAAUCAGAGGUGGCUGGAUCCAAACAAACCAAUAAGGAAACAACUGAAAAGGGUGGCUCCAAAUAAUUUAAGUUUUAGGGUGAAGUUUUUUGUAAGUGACCCAAGCAAACUGCAAGAGGAGUACACAAGGUACCUGUACUUUUUGCAGUUGAAACAGGACAUCUUGAGUGGGAGGUUGCCGUGUCCACAGAAUGCAGCAGCUCUUCUGGCCUCUUAUGCCAUUCAGGCUGAGUUGGGGGACUACAGCCAGUCGGAGCACUUGCCUGGCUACCUCUCAGAGUACAGCUUCAUUCCUAACCCUCCAGAGGACUUCGAGAAGGAGGUUGCCAAACUGCACCAACAGCACAAUGGACUCUCUCCAGCUGAGUCGGAGUUUAACUACUUGAGGGCUGCCAGUUCGUUAGAGCUGUAUGGAGUGGAACUUCACUAUGCUCGGGACCAGACCACUGCAGAGGUCUACAUUGGAGUGAUGUCUGCUGGGAUCGCCAUUUAUAAGAACAGGGUACGAGUCAGCCACUUUCCAUGGGUGAAAAUUGUAAAAAUCUCCUUUAAAUCGAAACAGUUUUUUAUUCAACUCCGAAAAGAAUCGACCAAGAGCAGAGAGUCUCUGUUGGGCUUCAGCAUGGUGAACUACAGAGCGUGUAAGAACGUAUGGAAGGCCUGCGUAGAGCAUCACACUUUCUUCAGAUUGGAGCGGCCCAUGCCACCGCAGAAGAGCUUCUUUGCACACUACUUCACCCUCGGCUCCAAGUUCCGCUACUGUGGGAGGACGGAAGCACAGUCUGUCCAGUACGGGAAAGAGCGAGGUGUCAAGGAUAGAGUGUUCGCCAGGUCACCCAGCAAGCCCCUGGUUAGGAGACUGGUGAGUGGAAUGGACUGGGAGACGGUCAGUAGGAACUCGCUCUCAGAUGACCGACUGGAGACACAGAGUUUACCCAACCGCUCUCCACCAGGAUCCCCCAACCAUUCCAUAUUCACCCCGGAUGGCACUCGAGUGCGGCCGUCCUCCAUCGGCCACCUGGUAGAUCAUGUGAUCGAUGACUCACCAUGUCAAGCCUUUGCCAACCAUAAGUCUGCAUCUUCUACGCAAGCUAACAGCAUCAGUCUGGACUCCACCCCGUCUCCAGACAGCGCUGCAGAUGGCCAGCCACCUGCACUUCCCCCGAAGCAGUCCAGGAAGAACCUUGUCAGCCACAUCUCCCAAUCACGAUCUGAAUCGGAGCUGGAUGACCAUGCAUCUGAACUAUAUGAUGUGCCAGUGGUGUCAGACAAGAGCAUGCAGAAUGGUGCAGUUCCACACGACAACCUUGUCCUGAUUAAAAUGAAACCAGAUGAAAAUGGUCGUUUUGGAUUUAACGUCAAGGGUGGUGCUGAUCAAAGAAUGCCAAUCAUUGUGUCCCGUGUGGCUCCUGGAACUGCGGCUGACCUGUGCGUGCCACGUCUUAACGAGGGUGACCAGGUGGUGCUGAUCAAUGGGAGAGACAUCUCUGAUUACACACACGAUGACGUGGUUAUGCUAAUCAAAGCCAGCUGCGAGAACCAAUCAGGAGAGCUCAUUCUUCUAGUCAGACCCAAUGCCAUCUAUGAUGUGGAUGAGGAGGAGGAGAAGCUGGAUUUGGAGUCAGAGUUCCACUUCAUUCCAGAGAGCUGUGGGUUGGAUCGGUCCCACUCUGAGCCGGACGGCUGGAAAUCCUCCUUCCAGCUGCUGAGAGACGGCCUGAGCAGCGGCUCUGUGCUCGCUCAGUUCGACCAACUAUAUCGGAAAAGGCCCGGAAUGUCCAUGUCGUGUGCCAGGUUGCCCCAGAACGUCUGCAAAAAUCGCUAUCGAGACAUCUCGCCCUAUGAUGCAACUCGAGUCGUCCUGAAGGGAGCAGAGGACUACAUCAAUGCAAAUUACAUCAAUAUGGAAAUCCCAGGGGGUGGUGGGGUGAGGCGCUAUAUAGCAUGUCAGGGGCCGCUGCCUGGCACCUGCGGGGACUUCUGGCAGAUGGUUUGGGAGCAGAGCGCCGCCCUGGUGGUCAUGCUUACUACACAGGUGGAGCGUGGCAGAGUGAAGUGUCACCAGUACUGGCCAAAUGUGUCUGCAACUGGAACCUACAGCGGCUUUCAGGUGUCGUGUGUGUCUGAGGACGGGAAUUCAGCGUACCUGCUCCGAGCUCUGACGCUCACACACCUGGAGAGUAAAGAGGAGAGGCAGCUGUGUCAGAUGCAGUACAUGGCUUGGCCUGACCAUGGUGUCCCAGAUGACUCCACUGACUUCCUGAACUUUGUUAGUUUGGUGCGCAGCAAACGAGGCGACUCAGAGGAGCCUGUGGUGGUGCAUUGCAGUGCUGGGAUUGGUCGGACGGGGGUUCUCAUCACCAUGGAGACAGCGAUGUGUCUGAUAGAGCGAAGCCAGUCUGUGUAUCCGUUAGACAUUGUACGAACCAUGAGAGACCAGCGGGCCAUGAUGAUUCAAACUCCAAGCCAGUACAGGUUUGUUUGCGAGGCCAUUCUGAGAGUGUACGAUGAGGAGAUGGUGAAGCCGCUGGAGCCGCCGGAGCCACCAACCUGCGAACCAGAGGACUAAAGAGUUGCCCUUUCCCAGGCUCCUCUGCUGUACCACUACUGCCUGUGACAACUGCAGCCAGCUCUUCUUUGCCCCCUGCUGGAUGCCAGCGGAACUGAUGCCUGCAAACUGGAACACAGGCGACAAAGCACUAUUUGCACUUUAUGUUAACAAACAACGACUUAAGGGGAUUUAGUAGAAAGACAAAUGCAUCAGGUUAUUGCAUAAUCAUCCAUUUAUAACAACGAUAAACGUUCAGGGUGGAAAUAAAAAAACUUAAUAGAACAAAAGAUGAUAUGCUGACUUGCUGUAGUGCCAUACACUGAAAUGAGCCACAGUUCAAGCAGGAUCCAACUCACAAAAACAGCAUUUCCUGUUUUUAAGGCUAUUUAUGAUUUUGUUAUGUGUUUAAAGGGCCCUUACCCUCCCCAUGCUCUCUAUUGCCCCAGUAAAUCUCUUGGUACUUGAAGCUGUCAAGAGUCUAAAAUCCUCCCUUGAGGAGUCCUGCGAAAGUACUCUGUGAGAAAUCUGAGUAUUCAGCUUUUGACGGUACUCUUUUUCUUCAUUCAACUUCUGAGGCCUCGAAAAACAAGACAGUACUACUGCUUUGACAUGCACUGUUUUUCCUCUAGAGCCCAUUGCGUGUCUAUCUAGGGCUGGAGCCAUUGUAAAACUGUUAAAUCCAUAUACAGGUUUAGGCCAGCAGUUAGGAAUCCAGCUACUGUAUACAGUGUGAAAAAAUAAUGUGAAGAUGUGCUGCUGUACGUGUGACAUUUGCCUACAAGACACACCAGAUCAGGCCGAUUGCUUUGGCUUCCAGUUUUACAGUUUUUGGAGCACAUGGUUCAGACAUACAAUGCCUUUCAAUCUUCUAAUCCUUUAGCUCCCCACCCAGCUGUUGGAUUUCAUCACCUACUCGGUCAACAGGAACUUUUGCGGCUUCGGCAGUGGAGCUCUUGUUUGCUUGUGUAAAGAAAUUAUGGAGCCUUCUGCGUUUCAGCAUGUAAUUUCUGUUCAGCGUUCAGAUUGCUGAUGAAGAUGAGCUAGUCAUACCUGUUUUAUUUUCAUCUCUCAUUUUGAAAACUCCCCACCCUGCCCCAUAGCUUUGGCUUUAGUACUGAAAAGUUUGUGCUUCAGAGCACUUCAGGCUUUCCAAAAUGCUACAUUGUUUUCUGCCAGUGCAUAAGUGUCUGAAAAGGUAGGCCAACUCCCGCUUUCACCUGCUAUCUUACAUCUGUACACUUACCCUUUAACCUGUCUAACUAAGGGAAAAGUGCUGCUUCUGUACUUGGCUAGCUCAAAUAAAGACCCUCUGUCUGCUUCAGGUAAAGGUGCUACAGGCCCCACCCCUCUAUCUGGCUAAGGCAAAGGUGUCCCCUGCACCUGGCCAACUGAGAUAAUGGUGGCAUAGGCCCCAUCUCUGUUUCUGGCCAACUAAAGUAAAGGUGCUAUAGGCCUGACCCUGUAUCUGCUUCAGGUAAAGGUGCUAUAGGCCCCACCCAUUUACCUGUUGUAAUAAGAUAAAGAUAAUAUAGGUCCCACCCCUCUAUCUCGCUAAAGUAAAGGUGCUAAAAGCAUUUUCCCUGCACCUGGCCAACAGAGAUAAAAGUGGCAUAGGCCCCAUCUCUCUAUCUGGCGGUUCUACAGGCCCCACCCCUUUACCUGUCAUAAUAAGGUAAAGAUGCUAUAGAUCCCAGCCCUCUGUCUGGCUGACUAAGGCCCUGCUCCUGUACCAACUGAGAUAAAGGUGGCAUAGGCCCCAUCUUUGUAUCUGGCCAACUAAAGUAAAGUCACUAUAGGUCCCACCCAUGUACCUGGCUAACUAACGUAAAAGUGCUAAAGGCCCCAACCCUUUACCUAUCUGAAGCAGGUAAAGAUACGGAUAGGUCCCACCCCUGUACUUGGCUAGCUGAGGUAAAGGUGCUAAAAGCCUUGCUCCUUUACCUGGCUAACUAAAGUAAAGGUGCUACAGGCCCCACCCCUUUCCCUGUCUAAGGUAAAGAUACUUAUAGGUCCCACCCUUGUACCUGGCUAACAAAGGUAAAGGUAUUAAAGGCCCCAGCCCUCUACUGCUCGAACUAAUGUAAAGAUACUUAGAGGUCCCACCCUUGUACCUGGCUAACUAAGGUAAAGGUGCUUAAAGCCCAACCCCUUUACCUGUAUAACUAAUGUAAAGAUACUGUAGGUCCCACCCCCUUGCCUGGCCAUUUAAGUUGCUAAGGUGCUAAAGGCCCCACCCCUUUACCUGGCUAACUAAGGUUAAGGUGCUAUAGGCUAAACCUUGCACUUCCUUCAGGUAAAGGUGCUACAUAGACUCUGCCCCUGUACCUGUUUCAGGUGAAGGUGCUAUAUAAGCUCUGCCCUAGUACCUGCUUCAGAUAAAGGUUCUCCCAGCCCUGUUCCUGUACCUAUGGACUUUUUACCUGGCUAACUAAGGUAAAUGUGCUGGAUGCCCCAUCCCUGUUCCUGGUAAAGGUGUUGCACACUCUGCCCCUAUAUCCAGAUAUUUGGGGUUGGAAAGAUCUGCACUCUGCAGGCAGAGACAGAUCCUCUUACCCACAUUACUCAAAUCAACUUUUAGUGUCAUUGUUUAAUUUUUUGUAAAAUUCACCCACACAUUGCUUCUAUGUGUCUGACUGUAAAUGUGUAUUUUGGCUGUAUAUCUCUGUUGGGCCCAGAUGUUAUCUGUAUUACGCAAGAAAUUCACUUUGUCCUUAAUCUCCCUUUGAAGGAAUUGGAAAAAUGAUGUGACCAACUACUGUUUACUUUAAAUUGAGUCCUUAACAAUCCUCUUUACUCUUAUUUCAUCCAUCCUCCCUGCUCUAUAUUAACAAAGGCAUUCCACACUGUAUAAGGGACUUGGCUUCCAGGACCAAUGCGUUUUUCACCCUAAUGAAUGUCCAUCAAGCCAAUACGCGAGCUUCCGUGUGUGUUGUGAUGACUCUUGAGCUAUAGAUUUGCUAUUGAUAUUGUGUUGGGACGAUGGUAUUUUUGUAUUUUAAAGAAAAAAAAAAAACAUGGACGGCACUUUGCAGCUGACUGCAGUAGCCAGUCGUGCUACUUGUUCUUACUGUAGUUACGGAAGAUGGGAGUCAUGUUGAAAUUAUAUUUAUGUUGAAAAUUUGUUAAAUAGAGACACCUGUAGGGGAAACUAUUAACUACAUAGUGUCACCUGUUACAUAUUUGUAAAUAUGUUGUUAUAUAUUAAAAGUGUUCUGAAAAGAU